This is a messenger RNA of Aspergillus udagawae, 1413 nucleotides long. RefSeq names its product Zn(II)2Cys6 transcription factor. Gene Ontology annotation, biological process: positive regulation of transcription by RNA polymerase II. Lineage: Eukaryota; Fungi; Ascomycota; Eurotiomycetes; Eurotiales; Aspergillaceae. Gene Ontology annotation, molecular function: zinc ion binding; transcription cis-regulatory region binding; DNA-binding transcription factor activity, RNA polymerase II-specific. The transcript is spliced from 2 exons. Gene Ontology annotation, cellular component: nucleus. The record is from RefSeq and is a predicted model, not a curated record. Bases 1 to 1413 code for a protein of 470 amino acids.
AUGUCGCCAGGUGUUCGGGAAAAUGCCGUCAGAUUCCCUCGGCAAAGGGUACGGUUGCCCUACCCGCGUUCAAAGUCUGGAUGCCUAGUGUGUCGGCGUCAGCACAAGAAAUGUGAUGAACGUCGUCCCGUAUGUUCUCGCUGUUUGGCAAAGGGGAAGGAUUGCCAAUGGCCAGUCACUGUUCAGCGUGAGGCCGAUUUCGACAAGUCGCCGUCUUUCAAUGACGCUCAGUCUCCAAUCCGGGAAGGUCCUUCUGAUCCUAGCCCCCGCAGGGAGGAACCCUUCUCUCCGACCUCAACAUCCAACGAUGCUGUAGGGUUUGACGAUGAGGGCCUGCGUUUACCUGCACCUCCCGGUUGCUCCCUGGGCUCUGUGUCAUCCAUGUUUCUAGCCCACUUUGUCAGCGAGACCAGCAAAUACAUGACUAUUGUUAGCCCGGAGAAGAACCCGUUCCUAACGCAUAUUCUCCCCCUGGCUUUCUCCGAUGAGUUGAUAUUCCAUUCAUUACUCGUUCUUGGAGGGGCGCACUUGGAAAGUAGACAAGUCUCUCCGGAAAUCAAUACAUGGGUUUUCAAUUCCAUGCAAGCUGGAGGUGCAAUUCUGCAUAUUCGAGCAGGGAAGAAAAUUAUUCCCCGACUGCUGAGUGCUUCGACGAACACGAGUAGUAUGCGGACACUAUGCGGUGUAACAUUUGAGUUAUAUACCUACCUGGCCCUUGUAACCACCCCUACACCCUAUAACAAUGGGACAGAGUCCGAGCUUGAUACUCGCAACUCUCUUCUGCUGUCUUGGGACCUACUCAAAAAUUACGGAGUUUUUGGCGUCAUUGUUUCUCCGAUUCAUCAAUGUUUGGAGAUCAUCCCGCGUGUGGUUGCCCUUUGCACUCGCCGCCAAGCAGAAUUGACCUUCAACGAAUGUUCUUCGGACAGCUUGAUUCUUUUCACUGAACUGAUGGACAUUAUUGACACUAUAGGUUGUGAGGAUGAUCUCUCCGGAUCCGCGCUAAAUCUUGAAAACCUCCAUAGUCUCUCGAUUUCAGCAGUUUAUCGCCAUGCCCUGACAAUCUUCGCAUACGAUGCUAUGUGGUGUGGUACUAUCGCCGGAGACGAGACCCGGCUGUCAAUCGUUCGCCAGCAUGCGCUCAGUGCGCUGACGCAUAUACCAACUUUGAUGGACACGCAUCACAGGAACAUUCUUCUGUGGCCAACUAUCGUGAUCGGGUCCUGUCUCCUCAAUGAAGGAGAACGGGAUAUAAUUCGAUCGGUAUUAUCUAUUAGGGAGCCGGUAUUUGUGGUUACGAAGAUGGGGAUGAUGCUCGAGAAACUCUGGGCUGAGAAUGACCCUGCCUAUUUUGGACCCUAUGGAUUGCACAAACAUAUGCUGUCACAGGAGACUUUUAUAUAUCUUGCAUGA